Messenger RNA from Dermatophagoides farinae (American house dust mite), 1100 nucleotides. NCBI's taxonomy places the organism in Eukaryota, Metazoa, Arthropoda, Arachnida, Sarcoptiformes, Pyroglyphidae. The record is from RefSeq and is a predicted model, not a curated record.
AUAAUCAAUCAACCUUUACUAAUAACAAUAAUAAUUUCAAUUCAAAUUCGGCUAAUAAUAAUAAUAAUAAAUUGUCAAAGAUACCGAAGCAGCAAACUAUAAUCAAUAUUCAAUCACUACAAGAACAACAACAAUCAUCAUCAUCAUCAUCAUCAACAACAUCAUUGGUUGCAUCGAAUGAAAUGUGUUUCUUUUGUUUCGAUGUAUUAUACGCACAUCUUUAUCAUAAACAACCGCCUGGCCGGCCUGAUUUUACUAAUAAUUCUUAUCCAUUAUUUGUUACAUGGAAAAUUGGUAAUGAAAAACGUUUACGUGGUUGUAUUGGUACAUUUACGGCCAUACCACUUCAUAAUGGUCUACGAGAUUAUGCAUUAUCAAGUGCACUGCGAGAUAGUCGUUUUAAACCAAUAACCAAGGAUGAAUUCAAUAGACUGCAUGUCUGUGUUUCAUUAUUGUUGAAUUUUGAAGAUGGUAAUGAUUAUAUGGAUUGGAUAAUCGGUGUACACGGAAUUCGUAUCGAAUUUCGUAAUGAAAAUGGCAUGAAACGUACGGCAACUUAUUUGCCUGAAGUGGCCAUUGAACAAAAUUGGAAUCACUUACAAACCAUUGAUUCAUUAUUACGUAAAGGUGGAUAUCGUGGCCAGAUUAAUGAACAGAUACGAAAAGAUAUUCGAUUAACACGUUAUACAAGUGAAAAGAUUUCCAUCAGUUAUCAAGAAUAUCAUAGUUUUUGGAUCACACAAAAUAAUGAUACAUUUAUGGCAGCAAAACUUUAUUAUUGAUAUAUAUAACAGAACUGAAUGGCUAAAAAUCAAUCAAUUAAUCAGAUGGAGUUUUCUCGCAUUAUAACAAAAAAUAUUACACACAAAAAAUAUUUCACAUACACAACUCUUUAGUGACAAUGUUUUUUUUUGCUCUUUUUCCAACUAACUCGAUUAAAACGUGCAAACAUAUUUUUGUAAUAACUGUAUAAACACACACACACAGACACAAAUGACAUUUACAAUCUCGCAGUAAUUCAGCACAUAAAUUCACAGAAUAGAAAAACAUGAAUUCUAUUGCCAAAUUCCAAUUUUGUUUUUGUUUCUUUUGUUUUUUUU